This is a messenger RNA of Sphaerodactylus townsendi, 1901 nucleotides long. Its product is annotated as zinc finger protein 572-like. Lineage: Eukaryota; Metazoa; Chordata; Lepidosauria; Squamata; Sphaerodactylidae. The coding region runs from base 316 to 1392 and encodes 358 amino acids. The record is from RefSeq and is a predicted model, not a curated record. The transcript has 2 exons.
GAAUGCCUGGCCACGCCCCUGUCAUGCCCCACCCAGCCCCAUUGGCGCUAUGCCACAGUUUGAAUCCCACCACCCUGGGAACCUGUUACUAAAAUUUUUGGAUCCCACCACUGCCUGAGAGGUUGGGGCGGUUUCCUUCUUCAGACUAACCAUCUUUUCCCUGCCAGCAGGGCAGGCUCGCUUGUGGACUCCAGGGCACGGAAGCGCAGGCUGGCUGCCGUGUAGCCGACUCCCCUCCUCGGAAAUAACGGUCCCCUGUCUUGUUUCUUCUUAGAUGGUGGCCUUUCCAGCCCUCCCUUCCUGCCCUGGGAUAAGAUGCAUUUCAGGGGUGAGGGAGACUCUGCCGAGAGACUGACCCUUGAGGAGCCGAACGCAGCUUUCCCAGUGGACAAGGAACCUACGACCAAAACAGAGCCAGAGAAAGAGCCAGGAAGCUUUGAGCCGUGGAUGCUAAUAGGAAUGUCUGGAGAAAACAACUUCCGGGGCUCGGCUGCUGCCGGUGAGACUUCCCUUGGCUCCAAGGGGCGGCCAGGGAGCCCUACGGGAGAGCUGAGAGGUUUCAGUCCCAGCACGGAGGAGCAGCGGCAGAAGCCGGCAGAGGUGAGGCUCUAUGCGUGUCCUGACUGCGGGAAGCACUUCCGGUUCCAAAUCGGGCUCCUGAACCACCAGAGGAGCCACGUCAGCCACCCAGCCCAACGACACUGCUUGCCUUUGGCCCAGGGGAACAAGAGCCCCCCUGCGCACGGGCCCCGUUCCCCGCAAGGGCAGGGGAAGGUCCCUCACGGCCCAGGGGAGGAGAAGGGCUGGGCUUGCCCAUGGUGCCAGCAGCGCUUCCGGUUGCAGGUCAACCUGCUGAUCCACCAGAGCAGCCACCGCAGGCCUGCGGCAGAGCUGGGCAGCCAGGAGCGGCUGGCCUGCGGGUUUUGCCCCCGGCGCUUUGGCCGCUCCGACCACUUGCUGCGCCACCAGAUGAGCCACACGGGCGACCGGCCCCACAAGUGCCCGGCUUGCGACAAGAGCUUCGUGGACAAGAGCAAGCUGACGGACCACUACCGGACCCACACGGGCGAGCGCCCCUUCCGCUGUGCCGCCUGCGGCAAGAGCUUCAUGCGCCGGCACCACCUGCUCAAGCACCAGCGGACCCACACCCGGGAGAGGCCGCACCAGUGCCCCGGCUGCCUGAAGGGCUUCAUGCAGAAACACCACCUCCAGAAACACAUGCGGACGCAGCCCGGAGGGAAGCCCUACCGGUGCAGCUGGUGCCCCAAGGCCUUCUCCUGCAGGCAGCUCCUCCAGCAGCACAGCUGCGCCUCCGCCCCCGGGGAGCCGGGGCCCGCAGCUCCGCCCACGGGGGGCCAGGACCAGCGCUGGGGGACCGGUUCCGCCUGUUGAGGGGCAGGCGCUCCUCCUCUCCCCUCUGAGCAGGCUGAUCUACCUCAUCACACAGCUGGUCUCCUGCCUCUAGACCCGGCCUGUUCAAAGCGACCCACAAAGGAGAGCUUGGCUCCUGGGGCCCCCUGAGCAUCCCACUCGGGGGAGAACUCCACGCUUCACUCGCUGAGGAGCUGAAAUUCUGCCGCAGAGCGCCUUGCCGGGCUGGGCUCUGACAGAGCCAGGCAGGACGUCUCGUAACGGGACCAGCUCCUCUGCUGGUGGGUUUGUAUCAGCCAGUGGGAUGGACUCUGCUGGUGGUUAACCGUAGAUCGGUUAACAGUGGCUGUCAACCACAACCCUUCCUUUUAAUCCUGCAAUAGGAAAGGUCUUUUAAAUGGUGCUUCUGGGGUGCAUUGAAUAAAAAUGUUGUAAAGAUUCAGAAGGUGGGGCAGUUACCACUUACUGUAGUGUUUCAUUUUUCAAUGUUCCUGAGGAGACUGUGGCAUUAAAACUGUACUAUCCCGCAA